AUGCUGCCGUGGUCCAUCUUUCCGCGGCAGGCGGCGCCCGGGGGCGACUCGGAGCCGGAGGCAGAGGCGGACCCGUCCGAGCCGUCGGGGAGGCAGCUGUCGGACGAGGCCCUGGUCGAGGACCUCCUUGCCGCCGUCGCCUCCGCACGGUCGUUCCACGAGUUCCGCCGCUCACAGCGCAAGGAGUCCUUCGGCCUCCAGCGCUGGCUCCAGCUCGUGCUCCCACUCAUCCAGGAGAUCCAUGAGAUCGGCCCAUCCCUGACCGAUGACGCCUACCGCCGCCUCGCCCUCCUCGGCCGCGCAUUCCACGCUGCUCGCCGCCUCCUCCGCUGCUGCCACGACGGCAGCAAGAUCUUCCUGGCUUUGGAGAGUGAGGCUGUGCUCGGGCGGUUCAGGGCCGUGUAUGAGAAGAUGAAUCUUGCAUUGGAUGGGAUGCCUUACUCUGAGAUUGGCAUUUCUGAUGAAGUCAAGGAACAGGUUGAGCUCAUCAAUGCACAAUUGAAGAGAUGCAAGAAGAGAAGUGAUACUCAGGACAUGGAGCUCUCCAUGGAUUUUAUGAUGAUACUCCAGAACAAGGAGGAUGGAAAUGCAGAUAGAGCUAUAUUGGAAAGGCUAGCCAAGAAGCUCGAGCUGCAAAGCCUAGCGGAUUUGAGAGCAGAGACUAUGGCCAUUAAAAAGCUUAUCAACGAGAGGAAUGGCCAGCAACCGGAAAGCACCAAGCACAUAAUAGAACUCCUCAACAAGUUCAAGGAGAUUGCAGGCAUUGACGAAAAGAACAUCCUUGGGGAUGUCUCCAUACCAAAAUAUCUGGAGAAAUGCCCAUCUUUGAUGAUCCCAAAUGAAUUCCUCUGUCCAAUAUCACUGGAGAUCAUGACUGACCCUGUCAUCAUUGCGAGCGGGAGGACUUAUGAGAGAAGAAGUAUCCAGAAGUGGUUAGAUGCUGGCCAACGGACAUGCCCAAAGACGCAACAACCAUUAGCUCAUCUAUCACUGGCACCGAACUUUGCGGUGAAAAACUUGAUCUUGCAGUGGUGUGAAAAGAAUAAAGUUGAGAUUCAGAUGGGAGAAUCUGAGGCUGUAGCUGAACAUGAAGAUCGCAAAGAAGACAUUCCAAAACUGGUGAAAGAUCUGUCAUCUGUUCAUCUUGAUGUGCAGCGGAAGGCUGCCAAGAAGAUUCGGACACUUUCCAAAGAAAACCCAGAAAAUAGAGCACUGGUCAUUGAGAAUGGUGGGCUCCCUGCACUUAUUAGCUUGGUGUCCUAUCCCGAUAGGAAGAUUCAGGAGAACACUGUGACUGCAUUGUUGAACUUAUCGAUCGAUGAGACCAGUAAAGUUCUGAUAGCAAAAGGAGGAGCAUUACCUUUGAUCAUUGAAGUCCUUAGGAAUGGCAGCGUUGAAGGUCAGGAGAACUCAGCAGCGACAUUGUUUAGUUUGUCUAUGGUAGAUGAGAACAAGGCGGCUAUCGGGGUUUUGGGUGGUAUAGCCCCUUUGGUGGCCCUCUUAAGGGACGGGACAAUAAGAGGCAAGAAAGAUGCUGCUACAGCACUCUUUAAUCUGAUACUGAACCAUCCGAACAAAUUCAGGGCUAUUGAAGCAGGAAUCGUGGCUGCUUUGCUGAAAAUACUCGGAGACAAGAAACUGGACAUGAUAGACGAAGCACUGUCCAUUUUUCUCCUCCUGGCAUCGCAUCCUGGUUGUCGAAGUGAAGUGGGGACAACGUCUUUUGUUGAGAUACUUGUUCAGAUCACAAAGGAAGGGACUCCCAAGAACAAGGAGUGUGCACUUUCUGUUCUCCUCGAGCUAGGUCUACAUAACAACUCCCUUAUGGUGCACGCACUUGGAUUGGGUCUGCAGGAACAUCUAUCUGAUAUUGCAAAGACAGGUACAAGUAGAGCGCAGAGGAAAGCCAACUCUUUGAUUCAGCUUUCUCGCAAGUGCUCAUAA
Messenger RNA from Miscanthus lutarioriparius, 1944 nucleotides. Lineage: Eukaryota; Viridiplantae; Streptophyta; Magnoliopsida; Poales; Poaceae. The record is from the annotation of a GenBank genome assembly.